Gracilinanus agilis (Agile Gracile Mouse Opossum) is the source of this 631-nucleotide messenger RNA. RefSeq names its product antioxidant 1 copper chaperone (gene ATOX1). The transcript has 4 exons. NCBI's taxonomy places the organism in Eukaryota, Metazoa, Chordata, Mammalia, Didelphimorphia, Didelphidae. Gene Ontology annotation, biological process: copper ion transport. The record is from RefSeq and is a predicted model, not a curated record. Gene Ontology annotation, cellular component: cytosol. The coding region runs from base 177 to 383 and encodes 68 amino acids. Gene Ontology annotation, molecular function: metal ion binding; copper chaperone activity.
CGCGCAGCUCCUCCCUGCGCCCCGCACCAGAGAGGUCCCAGGGGCGGUGCAGCCCCGGGCGGGGGCAGGGCUUGGGGCCCGCGUGGCCGCGCAUCCGGAAGCACCCCGGGAUCCGCAGUGCCCGCAGUCCCAGCCACCAACCUCCCACUUCAAAUUUCCAGACUCCUGCCGCCGUCAUGCCGAAACAUGAGUUCUCUGUGGACAUGACCUGCGAGGGCUGCUCUAAUGCAGUCACCCGAGUCCUCAACAAGCUGGGUGGGGUCCAGUUUGAGAUCGACCUGCCCAACAAGAGGGUGUGCAUCGAUUCAGAGCAUAGUGUGGAAACCCUGCUGGAGACCCUGAAGAAAACGGGGAAGACCACUACCUACCUGGGAGCCAAGUAGCGGCAAGCAGCAGUCUCUGGCCAGCAGGAUGGACCCAAGGGGGAAGGAGCUGGAAAGGCAGGCUCCCCAGGACCACCUCCCAUUCUGGCCAGCUGUGGGAAGGAGGGGAGACCUAGGAGUGGAAAGGAAAGAGAGGAAGGAGCGCAUCAGUGACUGGGAGCCCACAGUGUUCCGGGGGAGCCCUUCGGCUCCCUGUCCCUCUUUCUUUGCCACCCUCUAAUAAAAUGGAGCUGGUCUUUGCUGGAAAA